This is a messenger RNA of Dissoconium aciculare CBS 342.82, 4773 nucleotides long. RefSeq lists its product as uncharacterized. The transcript has a single exon. The record is from RefSeq and is a predicted model, not a curated record. Bases 1 to 4773 code for a protein of 1590 amino acids. NCBI's taxonomy places the organism in Eukaryota, Fungi, Ascomycota, Dothideomycetes, Mycosphaerellales, Dissoconiaceae. Gene Ontology annotation, cellular component: cell cortex; mitochondrion. Gene Ontology annotation, molecular function: phospholipid binding; tubulin binding. Gene Ontology annotation, biological process: establishment of mitochondrion localization; microtubule cytoskeleton organization; dynein-driven meiotic oscillatory nuclear movement.
AUGGCCGACUACUUUUCCGAUUUUUCAAACCUGGCCAGCAACAAAGGCCUCCCAGCACCGGCCGAUACUCCUUACGAGACUCCGAGUUAUAUCCGUUCCAAGCGCUCCUCUCGCGCGACACUCGGUGAUUCUUCACGCGAGCAAUCAGCCUCACCCCCACCUCUCCCGAUCGACACGUCGGCAAAUCAGGAAAAAAGCCAGGAUGGUCUGCGGACACCGGUGGUGGAUCCUCGACGAUUCACACCUACCCUCCACGCGUCACUUGUCUCGGAGAUCCUGACGCUCCGACGGGAGCUCGACUCCAAAAACAACCUGGUGGAGAACCUCGAAUCAUCCCUCUCCAGCGCCAAGAACGAAAAUGAGGUCCUUGCAAAGAAAUACUCCGAUAGCACUCGAGAGGUUCGUAAGGCGAAACAGGCCGUUCAGCAGAUGGAACAGGGCACUCUUGAGGCCGUGGAAGACCUGAUCAAGGAUCGAGAUGAGGUGCACGCGGUCAACGAGGAUCUCCGGACAAAGUUGGAAGCGUUGCAGAAGAAGGUGCGACAACAGGAUGAGGACGCCGCGCGGACACAGACCAUCUGGGAGAAUGAGAAGGAAGCAUUUGACAGCGAGCGGCGACAGCUCGAGCGCCGUCUGCAUGUCACGGAAAGCCGGCUGCGAGCAUUUGUGGACGAAAUGACCGCUCAACAAAGCGCCGCUGCGGCCGUUGUGCACAUUGAAGAGCCGGAGGAGGAAGUCCAUUUCAAAGACAGCGCAUUGGGCAAUGAUAGCGACACAGCGAGCAUCCACUCGGCUACGACACCCAUGAAGUCUGAUCACAGACGGAAUGGAAGCGCCGUGAGCACGCGCUCGCGGCAUGCCCGUGGCUCGAUGAUCUCACGACAUCUGGAAACUCCUGAGCCAAUUCGUCCCGCAGGAAACAGCUUGGCUGAUGAGCUCGAAGACGACGAAGAGUUCGACGACGAAUUCGAUGCGAUCGACGAAGAAGUCGAAUAUACUCUCGCGACUCCUGCCCGGCACGUUGAAUUGCGCGAGAUCGAUCACCGCAAUCCACGCAUUGUCGACGCUCGACAGAGUGCUCGGGUUGAGCAAUUCCAACGUGGCAUCGAAUCACGGCAGAGUCUGCGCGCAGAACCCUUCAGCACGCCUAAACGCAAUGCCGCGGCAGCGAGUCUAGGGUCGCCGACGAAAUCUUCCUUCACUCCCGCGGCAGCAUCACCACUUCUGCCUCCGCCGAAUAUCGUUGCGGCGGUCCGAGAGCCGGCGCGUCAGGCGGAAUAUGUUGAUCGCGGGUAUCAGCCUUCACCUCCGUCGACUCCGCCGCGAGUGGAAAUCACCAGCCAUGACGGCGAGGCUGCAAUUUACCGAGAGGACGCCUCGGGCGAUGACGUUUUCGCUGUUAAGCCUGCGGCUGUGGCUGCGCAAGCAACCAGCAACAGCCACGAUAUCGCAAGUGUUCCUGCGCUAGGCGAUGAUUCCGCAGCGGUCGCCAAAGCUGCGGUGGACGAAAUCUCAACAUCGGAUUCACCCAGGGCUCGCAUCACACAUUCUUCAUACACGUCUACAUCCACCCAGACUGACAUCGCAGAGCUAGAGACUAUUCGUAGCCAUAAACCGAAGCAAGACAGCCUUUCUCCGGCAUCCUUUGUACCUGCAAUCGCCAUUCAUCCUCCGAGCUCGCGGCCAUCCUCGCCACGACCAGCCGUCCUGCCUCCUGGAACCAAGAAUGCCUCGGCCCAGACCGAUCUGCCGUGGCCCGGCGUGGACGCGAGUAUGCAGACCGAGGAGAUUCGCGUCGACAAACGCGUCCCUCGAUUGGCCGCUCAUUUGCUACCGAGUCCGACUCUGGUGGACUCGCUUCAAUCAAAACGCGCAUCUGUUUCGGCCUUGGUCAGAAACAUCUCCAUCCGAGCGGCUUCGAGUUUUGAUUUCCAAUAUUCUCCGACUGUGCAGUCUCCACAGUCCAGCAGGGAGAACACUCGCGAUGGCAUGGGCUCCCGGGAUGUCGUCUCACCACAUGCCAUGCCCCUCAAGGCCUUCCCGCUUCCUCGGCCGGUCCUUUCGCCUCCCCCAGCUACGAUCCCGGAGGCGGUCAGCAAUGGACCGCUCAACCGUUCGGCUCAAUACGGCGUCAAACAGACUCGCAAAAUGUCCCUCGAUAAGAAGUUACAGCACGGGGAUGAUACAGAGGGCUGGUCGGACAACAACAACAGCGAUUACGAUGACUUGAUCGCGGAUCUGGAUCUUCAUGACGACGUGGCUGGAGACUACCCGGUCUCGGUGCGUGCGGCUGCGACAGGAGUUUCGGAGGCCAUUGAAGCAUCCAAUGGGGUCGCACAUGAUGACGUGACAUCUUCUUAUGGCAAGCGACCCACAACUGCCAGCUCGUAUGGUGCUGCGCCCGCCCCCUCUGUCUCAAGCAGCCGUGCACCCUCUCGCACACAAAUGCACAGCAAACGUGGCAGCACGUCAAAUACGAAAGGCCACCGAUCCCGCAGCCCUAGCUUCGCCAGUGCCAUUUCGAGCAGCUACAGCACUCAGUCGGUGCCUGCCGUGCCUCCGUAUCCAAUCCCACUUCGAUCCAGCUCAAAGACUAUCGCAACAGCCCUCAGCGAUGGCACAUCCAGUCCGACGCCCGGGAGUGGAAGCAAUCGCUACAGCACCGCCGCCCAAGCUGGUCUGCGCAAAGUCCAGUCAGCUGCCAUCAUUCGUGGGAAUCGCGGUAAGAACCCCUCCUCUCCCACAACCACCAAGAUCCGGCGGCGCCGUCUCCGAUCUCCCGACCUCACGCCUGUGCAAUCAAUGGCAUUUGACAGCCCACCCAUCGCGACCGACUUCCCCAUCCCGGAUCUUCCGAUUCCUUUGGUCGACGGAUCCACUCUGGAAGUGCCUGCUCCGCUCUCCGUGCAGGAAGUCACCAUUCUUGGUCCUCAGAUGACGACUCCAAUGUCACCUGUACACACCAACCACGUUACUGCGAGCGCAGCGGCCGCUGCAGCCGCUGCUUCUCAAGUGGAGCCGCCAAACCUCGUCGAUGCCAUCGCAGCGACCAUGGUUGGCGAAUGGAUGUGGAAGUACAUCCGCAAGCGCAAAUCAUUCGGAAUCGGCGAGGACUCUUCUGCGGAGGUUUCAGUGCCGCUUCCUCCUGGACAUCACCAUGCUGGUAGCAGUACAGGCAGCAUGGGCAGUGCCAGUACGAACAGCAACACGUUAAAUAUCCAGGCCCACGGUACUCGCCACAAACGUUGGGUUUGGCUCAGUCCAUAUGAGAGGACUAUCAUGUGGGAUAACAAGCAGCCUACGAGCGGACAGGCAUUGCUCGGGAAAAAGGGGAGGAAAUUGGCCAUUCAAUCUGUUCUCGACGUCCAAGACCCUACGCCUCUUCCCGCUAAGCCGGAGCUCCGAUCGGCCUUUGCUCGCUCGAUCCUUAUCCUCACUCCCGAGCGUGCGCUCAAAUUCACGGCUAUCGAUCUCGAAAGGCACAUGCUCUGGAUGACAGCUCUGACGUUCCUGGCGCAAAACAACAAUACUGCUCCCCAUGGUGUCCCCAUGUCCCCUACUAUGCCUUCUUCCAACAACCCGGCCAUCGUACCUCGUCAUUUACAGCCUCCUCCCGCACCUGAGAGCAAUGAUGGAUUAGCGUCGCCGACUACCACUUCUGGCCGAGACCGGUCACCCUCAUUUGGGCGAUCGAACGUUCGAGAUUCAAUCCGCCUAGCCAAAGCGAAAAGCCCGGAGACGGGUCCGAUUGCUGUCGCGACCACCACUACAACUUCGGAUGCGAUUCCAACGGACCGCCAUCACGAAGCAUCUGUCGCUGCUGAGCCUCCUUCAGUGCCGCGUUUGUACGUCACCACUAGCAAACACCAACGCAAGCGCAGCAACACUCUUGGCACAUCCGCCUAUCAUCCUCGCCUGCCAUCUUCCAUUCGGAACUUCUCUUCUCCUACCCCUACGCCGAUCAUCAUUCCCAAGGCCAGCGCUGCAGUGAUGUCCAAUGGCCCGCAAUCAGCCGGCCUGACCGCACCAGCCUCAUCUGCUCCUCCUUAUCAAAACUCCUACUACACCCGCAGCGGCGCUGGCACCGCGGCAACUUACACUCCCAAGACCUACCAUACCAUGACUCCCUCUUACUCCUCCUCGUAUGCCUACUCCGGCGCCGCAUCCACCGCGUCCAACUCGGGCUAUCUUUCCGACCACCACACCACCACCUCCAGCAGUCGUCACCACCGCAACAACAAAUCCGCCUCCAACUCCAACACCAGCCCCACCGCCCCGAAUUUCUUCGAAGCCGUCGGCACCGUCCGCAUGGAAGCUUUUGUCGACCACGAUGUCGACGUCUACGACUCCCAAGAUUUUCAUAUGGGUGGUUUCUUUGGCGGAGGUGCCGCCGCUCCCAGUCCAGGCGUCGCCCGCAGCUAUACCGACGGUCCCGCCAUCGCCUCCAGCAGCAGCAGCAAGAAUAAUAACAUGCUGUACAUCCCCGCCGGCAUGCCCUUCAACCAAGCCUCCUCAGGCUUACGCUACCAAACCGGUUCGACCGCCAGCGUUUCGAAUUCCAGCGUUGCGAACGGAAGUAGUAUGACCGGUACGGCGAGGACCCGCGGCGAUAGUGGGGCGGGCAGCAGUGGCGUCGCUGCUAGUUAUCGCCAGCCGACGACGACGACAGGCCUUACGGCGGCGCAAGCAGGGCAGCAGAUGCAGUCCCUGCAGUCGGGAUUCGUAUUUGAUGAUGGCACUGCUGCAACGGCGGAUCCGUUCAAGGGAUUCUAA